This is a messenger RNA of Brassica oleracea var. oleracea, 927 nucleotides long. RefSeq names its product 40S ribosomal protein S10, mitochondrial. Gene Ontology annotation, biological process: translation. Gene Ontology annotation, molecular function: structural constituent of ribosome. The transcript is spliced from 2 exons. The record is from RefSeq and is a predicted model, not a curated record. The coding region runs from base 70 to 756 and encodes 228 amino acids. NCBI's taxonomy places the organism in Eukaryota, Viridiplantae, Streptophyta, Magnoliopsida, Brassicales, Brassicaceae. Gene Ontology annotation, cellular component: ribosome; mitochondrion; small ribosomal subunit.
UUUGUUAAAAAAUUCCUUCUUCUCUCUCGCUCUGUCUCAUUUCUCGUCUUCGUGGCCGUCGAAUCUGAAAUGAUCGGAGUACUCCGCAGAUCUUCCUUGCCGUCGAGGCAUGCUCUCUCCGCCGCGCUGACCUCUUUUGACUCGGGUCUCUCACUCAAUAUCACUUCAGCCGCCACCGGAGCCUCCGUGAAGCUGAAUCUGGUUGGGAAUGGAUCUACUCUCUCCUCCGCAUCGUUCGUUAUCAGCGCGAGGGACUUCCACAUCAGAUCUGAGCCUUCUAUGGUUUCCCCGGCGAAGAUCUCGUUUCGAGGUUACGCCACAGGGAGUGAAAGCAGCAUCGGAGAUUCAGCUAAGAUCAAAAUCUCUCCGGAGAAUGUCAAACCAUUGAGCAAGAAGAAGAAAGGAGGAGGAGAAAGCACAUCAAAGAUCAAAGGAACGAGGAUCUGCAUUGCGAUCCGUUCAUUCGAUAACCCGGAGAAGGAAGCUUGGUGUCUUCCUCCUCACAGUCGCUACGCCGCCAUGCCCGACACAAGGACCUUGUACACGGUGCUUCGUUCCCCUCACGUCGACAAGAAGUCCAGAGAGCAGUUCGAGAUGAGGUUCAAGAAACGGUUUCUUGUCAUCAAAGCUCAGAGCCACGAGCUUAGCAACAAGCUGUUUUGGUUGAAGCGUUACCGUAUCCUCGGAGCUCAGUACGAGCUGCAGUUCCACUGCAAGACCCGUUUGGAUAUGUCUCCUGUGUUAGGCAGCAAGUGAGACAGGGCUUAGAGAUAUCGUUUCUGAGAAUGUUUACAGGUGGGGGUUUUGACCUGAUCCUGCAAUAAUGUCUGAAUCUUACGGGAUUCAACAGAUAAGUCAGCUAUACAUGGUUUUAGUUUGAAUUUUGGUGCGCAAUGUUAUAUGCCAAUUCAUUAUGUGUUUGUUAGA